Syngnathus acus (greater pipefish) is the source of this 900-nucleotide messenger RNA. Its product is annotated as 60S acidic ribosomal protein P0-like. Gene Ontology annotation, biological process: ribosomal large subunit assembly; cytoplasmic translation. The coding region runs from base 1 to 900 and encodes 299 amino acids. The transcript is spliced from 9 exons. Gene Ontology annotation, cellular component: cytosolic large ribosomal subunit. The record is from RefSeq and is a predicted model, not a curated record. Gene Ontology annotation, molecular function: large ribosomal subunit rRNA binding; structural constituent of ribosome. NCBI's taxonomy places the organism in Eukaryota, Metazoa, Chordata, Actinopteri, Syngnathiformes, Syngnathidae.
AUGUUAGAGCAACUCCUGGAUGACCAUCCAAAAUGCUUCAUCGUCGGAGCAGACAAUGUGGGCUCCAAGCAGAUGCAGACCAUCCGCUGUACUCUUUGUGGCAAAGCCGUGGUGCUGAUGGGUAAAAACACCAUGAUGCGCAAGGCUAUUUGUGGCCACCUGGAGAACAACUCCGCUUUGGAGAACCAGGGACGCAAGCAACUCCUGGAUGACCAUCCAAAAUGCUUCAUCGUCGAAGCAGACAAUGUGGGCUCCAAGCAGAUGCAGACCAUCCGCUGUACUCUUUGUGGCAAAGCCGUGGUGCUAAUGGGUAAAAACACCAUGAUGCGCAAGGCUAUUUGUGGCCACCUGGAGAACAACUCCGCUUUGGAGAACCAGGGACGCAAGCAACUCCUGGAUGACCAUCCAAAAUGCUUCAUCGUCGGAGCAGACAAUGUGGGCUCCAAGCAGAUGCAAACCAUCCGCUGUACUCUUCGUGGCAAAGCGGUGAUGCUGAUGGGUAAAAACACCAUGAUGCGCAAGGCUAUGUGUGGCCACCUGGAGAACAACUCUGCUUUAGAGAAGCUCCUGCCCAACAUUAAAGGAUAUGUGGGUUUUGUCUUCACCAAGAAAGACCUGGCUCUUGGACUGGACAAUGUGGGCUCCAAGCAGAUGCAGACCAUCCGCUGUACUCUUCGUGGCAAAGCCGUGGUGCUAAUGGGUAAAAACACCAUGAUGCGCAAGGCUAUGUGUGGCCACCUGGAGAACAACUCCGCUUUAGAGAACCAGGGACGCAAGGUCAAAGCCUUCCUUGUUGACCCAUCUGCCUUUGCUGCGGUGGCAGCGCCAUUUGCGGCUGCCAAAGAAGUCAAGGAGUCUGAGGAAUCAGAUGACGACAUGGGCUUCGGGCUGUUUGACUAA